Molecule: messenger RNA, 9401 nt
Organism: Loxodonta africana (African savanna elephant)
Lineage: Eukaryota; Metazoa; Chordata; Mammalia; Proboscidea; Elephantidae
Gene: ZDHHC19
Product: zinc finger DHHC-type palmitoyltransferase 19
Exons: 8
Coding region: 2409-3464 (351 amino acids)
Biological process (GO): peptidyl-L-cysteine S-palmitoylation; protein targeting to membrane
Cellular component (GO): endoplasmic reticulum; Golgi apparatus
Molecular function (GO): protein-cysteine S-palmitoyltransferase activity
Source: RefSeq, a predicted model, not a curated record
AUACCCCAGUUGGCGAAUUCACAAAAAAAGACCAGGCUUAUUGGUCUAACAGAGACUGGAGGAUCCCUGAGACCAUGGCCCCCGGAUACCUUGCUAAUCCAGAACUGAAGCCACUUCUGAAGCCCACCUUGCAGCCAAAGAUUAGACAGGCCUAUAAAACAAACAAUAACACAUGCGAGGAACAUGCUUCUUAGUUCAAUCAAGUAUAGGAGAUCAAAUGGGCAACACCUGCCCAAAAGCAAAGACAAAGGAAAACCGGGCAAGUGGAACUGGGGAACCCAGGGUGUAAAGGGUAAGGGGGAGAGUGCUGACACCUUGUGGAGAUUGCAACCAAUGUCACAAAACAAUUCGUGUAUAAAUUUUUGAAUGAGGAACUAAUUUGGGCUGUAAACUUUCACCUAAAGCACACGAUAAAAUUAAAAACAAAACCAAAACUCCCCAUUCGGACCCUGGUCGCAGGUCUGAAAUAGUGCAUGCUUAAUCCUGUGGAGACCUUGAGAGCAGAACUCUGUAAGGGAUUAAAAGGGUUUUAAAACAUUAAUCACCAGCACGUAUCAAAGUUUUAUUUCAAGUUGUAUCUGAGUUUAGGUGGUCACAGGGCACGUUUAUUUUAGGAUUUUAUUUAUACCUACAUGUUCACUUGUAGAAAAUGGUUGAAGCAGCUUGUCACAAAAAACGAAGGUCCAAUAAGAUAAAAAUCACCCAAGGUAAAAAAAAAAAAAGGAUGAAGAAAUGCAAGAAAAUGAAGGAGUCAAGCUCUAUUUCAAAUUCUCAACUAAAUAGUGAUGUGGACCUCAGCAGCAUGUGGUCUCCCCUGGAGCCACGGGCUCCCUGCCUCAACAGCGCCCUCUUGGGGAACAACAGGGCUUUAGCCCUUCUCUUUGGAGGUUCUCCUUUGCUUUAAUAGUUGUGGGGGUCACACUGUACCCAGUGAUCACCAUCAUCCCCUCGAUCUCUUCUUGGACCCGUCAGCACACUCUAUUGCAAUUAUGCGGUAGACAGAGGUCAUAAGAAAGGCAGAAAGAAAGUGUUCUGGAAUUUAAUUGGGUGGGGAAUGGAGAGGAUCAGAAACUUUCAUGGAGGGGAAAGGAAUGACUCAUCAGUCAGGGUUCUCUGGUGAAGCUGAAGAAGACCCUGGCUGGUCAAGCAGAAAAAGAGGUUAUUCAAAAGAUACCGAGAGGCUCAUAGAAUGGUUGUGAGUGCUGGAGUGCUGGAGCUGAUGAGAAACACCGUGACCACCAAGGACUUAGAGCCUCAGCUGCUGGCGGGCCACUUCUGUGCAAGAACUUGACUGCGGCGGCAGCUGCCUCCAGCCCUGAAGCCACUUCUGCUCCAGGACUCAACUUCCCAGCCAUCUCUAUGGCCUCUACCCAAGAAAGACCCCUCCUCUUACCUCACGGCUCCUGAGAUGAGGUUUGGCAUGGGUUUCUCUGACUGGUGGUGCCAGGGUCAUGGGCCUGUGCGCUUGUGGCAAAGGAGGCUGAGAACACAAAAAAUCUGGCAUUUUCAGCUCCAAGUGGAAUGAGGAAAUGGUCAUUGAGGCUUAUGAUGUGGGAACUCCUCCAAACACAGAGGGUUCAGAUGGUCAGGGGUCAAAACAAAUGACAAUUGUCAGUGCCUUGUCACAGAAAACCCAGUUAUUUUCUCACAUAAGCAGCUCAGAGCUGGGCUGUCCAGGGCUGGCGCAGCUACUCAGUUCUGCCAUCAAGCUCUGUCUGGCUGCAAGUUAACUUCUUGCCUAACGGAACCAAGGCGGCACCCCCCAGCCAGCACGUCUAGGUUCAAGACAGGAAGAAGGCAUAGGGCUAUGUCAACUGUGUCUUCUUCCCUUUUAUCAGGAAGACAAAGCUCUUCUAGAAACCCUCAAGGACAUCCACUUACAUCUCACUGACCAAAAUUGUAUCAUGAAACCAACCUGGAAACGAAGGAAGUAGGGAAGUUACUUAACCGAGUAGAUUGCUGGUCCCCGCCGCCCAAGUGGGAUUUUGUAACAAAAGGAGAAAACGGAGAUGGAGUGGGCAAUGAGCACGGUUUGCUUCGAUUAGCACUGGGCCUGAAAGGGUGGUUGGAGCUACCAACCUUCUUCCGCUGUUUCUCUAAUUUCUAAGUCUCAAAGCCACCCUCACAGAGGUGGAGUUUCUCAGUCCCCAGCACGUACGGGGGAAGGGUGGGUUUGCAGGUGGAAGUGGUGGACCCAUGAUGCAGCCAGAGUAGACUGCAGACAGCUCUGCUGAGGGCCCCUGACCCCCAUUCGCCUUGGCUUCUGUGAUGUCACAGUGGGGCUUCUUUCCUUCCACCCUGGGCUGUGGCUUCCAAGGCCGCUGUGGCCAUGGGGCUCUGGGAGCCAGCAGGGGGGAAGGCGCCUUGGGGUGGCUCAGUUCUCCCCUGGGGACACAGGAGACCCAGCCAUGCCAAUCUUGCAGGAGCCCCGGCCCCCACCACAGGCCCCGCUUCCCUGGAUCCUCCCGAGCCUGUUUGCCGCCUUCAAUGUAGUGCUGCUGGUCUUUUUCGGUGGCCUUUUCUUCGCAUUCCCUUGCAGGUGGCUGGCCCAGAAUGGGGAGUGGGCCUUUCCCGUCAUCACAGGCCUCCUCUUUGUUCUCACCUUCUUCAGUCUCAUUUCACUCAACUUUUCAGACCCCGGCAUCUUACAUCGAGGCUCUGACGAUCAGGGCCCCAUGAUGGUGCACGUGGUGUGGGUGAACCACAGGGCCUUCCGCCUGCAGUGGUGCCGGAAGUGCUGUUUCCACCGCCCGCCCCGAACCUACCACUGCCCCUGGUGCAACAUCUGUGUGGAGGACUUUGACCACCACUGCAAGUGGGUCAAUAACUGCAUCGGCCACCGUAACUUCCGCCUCUUCAUGCUGCUCGUGCUGUCCCUAUGCCUCUUUUCGGGUGCCAUGCUGGUUACCUGCCUCGUCUACCUGGUACGCACGACCCACCUGCCCUUCUCCAUAGACAAAGCCAUCGCCAUCGUGGUGGCUGUACCCGCCACGGGCCUCCUGGUGCCGCUCUUCCUGCUGCUGCUGAUCCAGGCGAUGUCGGUGAGCACGGCCGAGCGCUCCUACGAGGGCAAGUGCCGAUAUCUGCAGGGAUACAACCCCUUUGACCAGGGCUGUGCCAGCAACUGGUAUUUAACGAUCUGUGCACCGUUGGGACCCAAGUACAUGGCCGAGGCCGUCUGGCUACAGAGAGUGGUGCGGCAUGACUGGGUGCCCCUGCAGAAUGUGCACUCUUUGACGUGCCCCUCUGAGCCCAGUUCCCCAGUCCUCCCUGGGCCUGGGCCUAGCCCCCAGCCCCAACCUCGGAGCCUCUACAUACCAGGCAAGGGGCUCCCAGGGAGUGGAGAGGCUUCAGCUCUCCAGGAGGAGCACCUGCAAGGAGAGCCUCACCUCUUGAGACCCGAGUGUGUGGAGAUGCCCACUCCCCUGGAGGGAGUGCCAAGACACGCCCCCAGUGCCCAUUAAACACCCUUUGCCUGCCUCCUUCAGUGUCCUGCUGAGCAUGUCUGUCCUGGGUGCUAGGAGGUGGGGCAGGCUCUGAGGGGCCGGACAAAGACCUCCGGGGGGGGGGGAAGAGUGAAGACCCAGCAUAAGCUCUGGCAAGUCACUUAACAUUUCUCUUGGUCCUUAAAAUGAGGCAACAAUAAUAACCACGUAGGCUGGCCUAGUCCACCUCCCAUCAAGGACUGGAGAUGAGGGAAGAAAAAGCCCACCAACAUCAGGGACGUCAGCUUUGAGCAAAGACUGGGCCUCCUGUCCUGCUGCACCCUUGUUUGACUGCAGGGGGCGCCCACUGCCUGGGAAGUCACCAUCCUAGCCUGGUCCAGCCCACCUCCCCUGGAGCCUCCUGGCUGGGCUGGGGCUGCGUCAUUGUGUUAGUGGGGAGUUGGGGGGGGGGGGCGCUGUUCUCCUUCAUAGUCCAACCUGGCAUCUUUCCUGAGCCUCUUAACCUUGUGUCAUUCUGGUCUUUCCCUCUUGGUGGGGAGUCAGGUGCUGGUCCUGUCCCUGUGUUGGGUCCAGCCUUGUGAGUCUGCAGACCCUAGGGGACAGGGGUGGGUGAGGGACCACGCCAAACCAUGGCUUGCUAGUGGCCAGCAUGUGACCUUGGGGAUGGGAAGGUCGUCAGAAGAUGAAAUGAGAUGGAUUGAGCAGAGCACCUGGCACACGGCAGACAUACAAUGAACAAAAGGAUUAUUUCCUCCAACACGAAGCUGACAGACCACCCAGAGUUUCUCCAAGGACCACCAGCCCAGAAUUGCCUGGGCCGACCCCAGACCACUGAAUCAGAAUCUUGGGCUGGGGUUAGAGCUGGGAUCUGAAUUUUUAUCAAGGGCCCCAUAUGAUACCGCCCCUCUGAAGCUUCAGAGCUGCUGCCUUAGGAGGUCAGGGUUGGUGCAAACCAGUUUCCUGCCCGCCGCCAUUACGUCCGGGUGGAAUCAGGGCGUGUGAUGUAGGAGGAAAUGGAAAGAUGAAGAUCCCCUGGAGGCUUGUGGAGGUGGGCAUGUCUGUUUGUGUGCCUGUCUGCACGCAUACAUGCUUGUGUGGGUUGGGAAUAAGCUCAUGGGUGGGGGGUGGGGCUGUCAGCCCAGCCUCAGGAGGUGAUCACCUAAGAUGCAGGACGUGUCCUCUCCAGUCCUCCCUUCCACUGAGGCUGGCCUCUUGUCUCUGGAGGCCCUUCCCUGUCCAGGCCCCAGCCUCACCGGCCCUCUCUGGCUCUUGGCUCUCUGGGCUCCUGGCUCAGCUCUUUGUUCAACCCCAGGAACUCCAACUAACUCCUCUUUACCUUGGUCCCAGUGUCUCCCUGGUCCCAGCUCCCUGGGGGUUCGAGCCUUUUCUCAGCCCUGUCCCUGCUUAACUCAGAAACCCUUGGGUUCUGGGCAGGGCAUUAGGGUACUCGUUCGCACAGGAGAAGGCAGCAACCCGCUCUGGCCUUGUGUAAGUGGCUUCUGUGGCCACACUAAACAUACUCUGCUGUUACCUGCUGCCAAGUCCCCCCAUCACCCCCAGCUCGUGGUGACUGUGUGCACAACAGAACAAAAUGAUGCCCAGUCCUGUGCCAUCCCCAUAAUGGGUUUCCGAUCAGACCCUUGUGAUCCGUUGGGUUUUCACUGGCUGGUUUUUGGAAGUAGAUCACCAGGCCUUUCUUCCUAGUGCGUCUUAGUCUGGAAGCUCCACUGAAGUCUGUUCAGCAUCAUGGCAGCACGCAGGCCUCCGCUGACGGACAGUGGUGGCUGCGCGUGAACAUUCAGGAGUUUACAUUCACAUGUAAAGCUGAGGCAGCCUCCAUCUGUCUGGGCAGCCGGCCACUCACGGCUGUGCGGGGGUGGGGUUGGGCAGGGAGAUGAGUCUCUUUGAGCCCUGAGCCCACGUGGGUAUGUGAAUGUGGACUGCAUAUGCGUGCACAUGUAUACGUGUGUAUGCAUGCACGUGUAUGCGUGUGUAUGCGUGCACGUGUAUACGCGUGUAUGUGUGCUUGUGUGAAUAUGUAUAUGAGUAUGAACUGUACAUGUGUGCAUAUGUAUAUGAGUGUGAACUCUAUAUGCGUGCAUAUUAUAUAUGUAUAUGUGUGUGAGCUAUGUGUGCAUACGUAUAUGUGUAUAUGUGCGAACUGUAUAUGUGUGCAUAUGUAUAUAUGUAUGAGUAUGAACUCUAUAUGUGCAUAUGUAUGUACAUAUGUGAACUCUAUGUGUGCAUAUUAUAUUGUGUGAACUGUGUAUGUGUGCAUAUGUAUGUAUGUAUAUGUGAGUGUGAACUGUAUGUGUCAUGUAUGUGUGCAUAUGUAUAUAUGUAUGACUGUGAACUCUAUAUGUAUAUGUAUAUAUGCAUAUUUGUGAACUAUACAUGUGUGCAUAUGUAUGUAUGUGAGUGUAAACUCUGUGUGUAUGUAUGUGUGUGAACUGCAUAUGUGUGCAUAUGUAUAUAUGUAUAUGUGUGUGACCUGUAUAUGUUGUGCAUAUGUAUGAGUGUGAACUCUGUAUGUGUGCGUAUGUAUGUAUGUGUGUGUGCAUAUGUCUAAGUGUGAACUGUGUAUGUGUCAUAUGUAUAUGUGUGUAUGUAUAUGUUUGAGUGUGAACUCUAUAUGUGUGCAUAUGUAUAUAUGUGUAUGUGUGAACUGUAUGUAUGUGUGUAUAUGUAUGUGUGUGAACUGUAUAUCUGUGCCUAUGUAUAUAUGUAUAUUUGUGUGAAUUGUAUAUGUGUGCAUAUAUAUAUAUAUGUGUGUGUGUAAACUGUUUGUGUCUCUGGUCUGUAUGCAUCCAGGAGGGCACAGCUUGGUCCAGGCUGCCCAGCAGUUAGGAGAGGCAGCAGAGUGGGGUGCCCACCAGGGAGUCCUUGGGGCAAUCUGGGCCUGGCUCACACAGGAAAGGGGACCCAGGAACUGGGCCAAGCCUAGAUGUGAAUCCUGGUGAGGAGGAUGUUCAUGGCACUGGCUGGGUGGGGAGCAGCCCCUGUACGGGGGUCCCAGCUCCACAGGGGGCUGAGGAGGCCAAGCCCCAGUGUCUGGAGCAGCCUCUCCCCACUCUGCCACUGCUGCCUGGCCUGUUUCAGAGGCAGGCCGGCUGGAUCACCGGACUGCACUUACUGGAGCUCUGCUUCAAGGUAUGCAGGAAAUUCACAUGCCUCCGGCAGGUACCUCCCUCAUCCUAAACCACUUGUGAGUCAUCUCCCCAUGAUACCCUGGACCUCUGCUUCCCCACUGGGUGAGGACAUCUUUCCUCAGCUUCUCAGAGGAGGCAGUGACUUCUCCAGAGGCAAAGACCUCCAGCUCUGGGAUUUAGAUCCUUUCCCCCUGCCCACCCUACCCCCCUACCCCACCUGGGAUGGCUAGGAUUUCUUUCGGAAAGUCUGUUGGAUCAGGCUCUCUGUUGUAGGAUGGGUGAGUGGGACUAGCCCACCCCUAAGCUUUGGGCUCCUCUCGGGUCUUCUUUCCUGCCAGGCCAGGAGCCUCAGAUGGGCUGCACCCACCUUCUCUUUCUGCCUCCUCCCCAUUUCUAGUGAACCUGCCCUUGAUGCUCAGAUGCACCCCACCCAGUCCCUGGCCCACUGAUAAGGGCAGGGGUGUUAUCAGGGCCUGGUUGUGAGGCCAGCUCUCCAUACCCCCAGAAGCCCUGCCACCCUUGCCUUCUGCUGGGCCAGACCCAAAGGGAGACCCCCCCACCCUGCAGGGCUGCCAGGUUCUCACAUGUCUGGAGGCCCUCUGAGAGGUCCCCAGCCUCUCCAGCCCCCCACCUCUAGACCUUCCCUCCAUGGGCCCUCCAGAAGGUCAGGGCACGUGGGGUGGGAAGAGCAGUGGCCUGAGAGUCAGGAGACCUGGGUGUCACUCUCGGCUCAGCCACCAGCUAAUUCAGCAAUUGGAGCAGGUCACUCCCUUUGCUCUGCCUCCAUCUCCUCAUCCGUAAAGGGGAGUGAUGAUCACAAGCACCUCACAGGUGAUCACAGGGUCCUCCCUUUUUAGAGCUGGAAGGAACUCUGGGGUCAACUUCCCCUCCAUCCCAGAGGCCCAGAGAGGGAACUAAUUGCCUAGGAUGGCACAGAGGUAGCACGCCUGGCGGGAGCUCCGUUUCCCCAGGCUGCCCCUCCUGGGAAGGGCCCAGUGUCCUGCCCCGCUGUGGUGCCAGGCACUACAUUUCACACAGGGCCUGGGGAACCGAUAACAAGGUGGCUGGGCUUAACUCUGUCCAGCUGGGAGCGAUAGUGACGCCCAGCCGCUUGGCCCUGCCCUGCCCUGCCCUGUCGUGCCGCCCCACCCAAGGGGGGCCUUUGGUUUUCCUUCUUGGGCUGAGGGUUUGGCAAAGCAGGAGCAGUAGGAGACAGGGGAAGCUUCCCUGAGCAUCCAGGGCCUAGAAUCCUAAUGCCUCACAGGGUACAGCACCUCCCUGACACCAACACCUUGCCUGGCACCCAGACGCUGUCAGCACCCAAAUCCCUUCUCUUUAAUUCUUAGCAUGCGUUAAGUGGCUGAGGGAAGCAGGCCCAGGGCUGAAUGCCUACCAGGAGAGCUGACCCUCACCUCUCUGGGCUUCUGGCCCCUGUACUGGGUAACAAAACCCCAGUGAAGCACUGCCCAUCUUUGUUAAGUGGUCCGUAUUAUCUCAUUUAGUCCUCACACCAACACUAUGAAGUUGUUACUGUUAUUAUCCUCGUUUUAGAAAUGAGGAAGCCAGCCCUGAGCAAAUAAAUAACUUCUCCAAGGGCACACCGCCUCGAAGGAGUAGAACCUAAACCCCUUUAGCCCGUGGCCAUUCCACUUUGCCUCUACCAGUAGUUAUCAUUUUACUUCAGUAGGGUGUUGUGGUUAAGAUGUGGGCUCUAAGGCCAGGCUGUCUGGUUUCCCCAACUGUAAAAUGAGAUUAGUGAUGGAAUCUCAUGGCGUAGUUAUGAAGAUUAGUUAUACAUGCAUGUGAAGAGCUUGGCGCAAGGACUGGCACAUAGUAGGUGCUAGGGCAACAGUAGUGAUUAUCAUUACGUCAUAAUUGAAGGGAUCCAUGCGUCAGGGCGCUGCGAUCUGCUCAGUGCCUGGGAUGCCAGUUACCACCACAACUGCUGCCUGCUCCUGCCCAGCCUGGAGUGGGUUCCCUUCGUGGCUGGUGGCAAAGGUGAAGGGUGCUGCUACAUGGGGGAGGUUCGUGGUAUUGUUUUACAGAAAAUUAACUGAUGUUGAGUUCUUCAAGGGAGCAGUAAGAUGACCACCUAACGGCUCUGCACUUCAGCACCAGGGAGGGAGUUUCCUGUCAAGAAACCACUGUGUUGCUUCUGUUUUGUGGCCAGGCCGAGUGUCCCGGCUUCGGUGAUUCUGCACCCUGCUUGAGCCGUGGCCUCCCGUCCUCCUUGCUUCCUGUCUCACCGUGGCCUCUCUCACGUGUCUGUCUGUCCUUGCCUCUCUCCUCACCUUUCCACUCUCCCUCUCCUCUGUCUCCCUCUUCCUCCUCCUCCUCCUCUUUCCAUUCGUUCUCUUUCAUGCUCCCUCCUGCUCUCUCUCUCAACACUCUCUUUUCCACUUUUCCUGGACUACAGCCUCCAAGAAUGCAAAGUCAGCUCUCCAACAACGUUCAAGUAAUAACUUUCAACUAUGAUUUUUGGAAGGCUCUGGAUCCAGGUGUAGAGACACACAGAACUUUCCGCUAGGCUAGAGGCAAGGCCUGCACAGGGCGCCUUUGUCUGCAUCUGCCUGUGGCUUCCUCCUCCUAGCCAGGCAUCCACGUUCCCCACUGCCUUCUGGUUGGGGUAGUUUUGCUGCUGAAAUAGGAGAAUCCCAAAUUGGAAGGGCCUUUUUUACUGAAUGUCUAGCCACUUCCCUUAUUUCUCAAUGACAAGAAAAUCGAGGCCCCGGGGGAUAAGCAGCCUCACACAGCUAACUAAAAGCCACACCAAGGGUGGGUCCCAGAGCUCCUGACUGCUCAGCCU